Molecule: messenger RNA, 1630 nt
Organism: Paramecium pentaurelia
Lineage: Eukaryota; Ciliophora; Oligohymenophorea; Peniculida; Parameciidae
Source: the annotation of a GenBank genome assembly
UAAUGAUUCCAAAUUCACAUGAUCCUGAAAAACUUAAAGAACUAGGAAAUGAAUAAUUUAAAUUGAGUAAUUUCCAAAAAGCUAUUGAAUUCUAUACUUCUGCUAUUGAAAAUGCUAAUGGUAAUUAUUAAUUGUUAUUUAUUCUUAGGUAAUCAAAGACUUGUUUGUCUAUCAAAUAGAGCAUUUGCACAUAUUAAAAUGGAAAAUUAUGGAUUGGCUAUUAUAGAUGCUGAUGAGAUUCUAAAAGAUGAUUCUGGAUUCAUUAAGGCAUAUUAUAGAAAAGGUUCAGCUUAUUUGUUAUUAGGGAAGUUUGACGAUGCUAGAAGAGAGUUCAAAAGAGUAAUAAAUUAAUAUUUUUGCAUAGGCUGACUCACUUACAUAAGGAAAAGAUGCCGAUAUUUAAGCAAAACUUAAAUAAAUCAAAUAGGCAAUCUAUGAAAGAGAAUUUGCAAAAUCCAUAGAAAGACCAGAUGAAUCUAGUGAGCCAAUUGAAAUUUAAGAUAUUAUUGUUGAAUAAGGGUAUGAUGGACCAAGAAUUGACAAUGAUAUCAGUGAAGUUACACCAGAAUGGUAACAUUUUAUAGAUUAUUAUAAGGUGUGAGAAAUUAAUGAAUCACUAUAAAGAUUAAAAGAAAUUGCAUAAAAAAUAUGCAGUUAUGAUAUUACAAAAAGUGGGAGAAAUAUUAAAAUCUCAACAAAAUGUUGUAGAAUAUGAUGUUCCUAAGUAAAUAUUUAUUCAUUUAUAUUUUAGAGAUCUUGAAUUUACUGUUUGUGGAGAUACACAUGGAUAAUUCUUUGAUCUAUUAAACAUAUUUAAAAUAAAUGGUAAUCCAUCAGUGCAAAGACCUUAUCUAUUUAAUGGAGACUUUGUUGAUAGAGGGUCUUGGAGUGUUGAAGUGAUAAUGACUCUGUUUGCAUGGAAAGUUUGCAAUCCAGACAUUAUGCAUUUAACAAGAGGUAACCAUGAAAGUAGAAACAUGAACAAAAUGUAUGGAUUUGAAGGUGAAGUCAAACAUAAAUAUGAUGACAAAGUUUAUGAAUUGUUCUAAACUGUUUUCAACUAUUUACCAUUAGCUUAUACUCUAUCAAAAUAAGUAAUGGUUGUUCAUGGAGUAAGAUGAUCUGUUUAUAUUAUAGGGAUUAUUCUCAAAUGAUGGAGUUACUAUUAGUGAAUUAUAAAAAUUAAAUCGUUUCAGAGAUAUACCUGAAGGAGGUCCUAUGGCUGAUAUGUUAUGGAGUGAUCCUAUUAAAUAAAAUGGAAGACAUCCAAGUAAAAGAGGUAUUUCUAUCUCCUUUGGACCUGAUAUUGCUCAUAAAUUCUUAAAUGAAAAUGGUUUAUGUAUGAGAUUUCUAUAAAAAUAAAAGCUCUAUUGGUUAGAUCACAUGAAAUGAAAGAUCAAGGUUAUGAAGUAGAAGCAGAUGGUAGAGUUAUUACUAUUUUCUCGGCUCCAAAUUAUUGUGAUCAAAUGAAGAAUAAGGGAGCAUUUAUUAUUUUUAGGGGAGGUGAAAUGAAACCUAAGUUUGUUCAAUUCGAUGCUGUGGUAUCUAUUUAUUUUUAUUAUGUUUUAGGAACAUCCAAAGUUACCACCUAUGGCUUAUGCUAGAAAUUAUGGAAUGUUUAUGUGAAAAC